Cuscuta epithymum is the source of this 2190-nucleotide messenger RNA. Lineage: Eukaryota; Viridiplantae; Streptophyta; Magnoliopsida; Solanales; Convolvulaceae. The record is from the annotation of a GenBank genome assembly.
AAAAUUUCUUGCCAUCCACCCCAUCGGUUGUCUUCCUCCCUAUACAUUAUGUCUCUUUCUAUUCUAACAUGCCCACACCUUGUUUACUCCUUCAGCCAGCCUUCACCAUCCCAGAUAAUUCAGUUUUCAUUUUUUUAGCUUUUCCCACAAAAUGGAGAUUUGGAGAGAUCUGGAUUUAAACGAGGGGCUGAGCAUCCCAAGAAUCGUGUUCAACAGGUCGUGCUGCUUCUCCUUAAUCUGCUCAGCUAAGAUCAUGGCAUACAAGGUUCAGGGGUGGAGUCGGACACAGAGAUGUUCACCGUCGCCGGACUUCCAGCACCUUAAAAUAACAAGGUUUCAGUUUUGCAAAGCUCGGGUCAAAGGGUGCGUGGUGGAACCGAAAGAAAUCAAAAGCCAGGCUCAGAAAGAGGUUACGGAAAAGCUACUCCGGGCGAUGAAAUGAGGUCACGACCUCAUCAUGAACAGCUUCUACUAGACGGAGCCGGAAUUCGUGGAAGAGUAAUUGGAAACCUCUCCUAUUUGUAAUCUGAAAAGCUCUGAAAAGCAGUACUGUUCUUGUACAGUGACAUGUCUAUACCUUUUAUCUACUUCAACCCAAAGCGUAGUACCGAAGGGUAUAAUAGGAAGGAAAUCACUUUAUUUACUUUUCUUAAAUCCUGUGCCUAAACUCAUGUUGCAUCUAUUGUGAGACGGAGGAUAGUAGUAAAGAGUACAAAGUGUUCGCUUAUCUUAACUUUUAUAGUAGUCUCAUAAUUAAACUUCACAAGUAGUUACUGCUACUGCAUACAUUGGUCAUUGGAGGAUCAUAAUAAACCUUUGAUUGCAUGCCUAAAUUUUCCAAACUUAUUGUGCCGGCCUCUUGUUUCGGUAUUAUACAUAUAUUUUUCAUUUUUCUCUUGAUUAAAAGAUAUAAAAAUUUACAAUUGAUUAUAACCUAGUUUUGGGAUCGAGGCUGUGGAGAUAAAAAGUCAUUUAUCAAAACGAGUAAAAAUAUCUAUGACGGAGUAUAAAAUUGCAUGGAUAUAAUGCUUUUGAAAGUUCUAAAAUGUAGUGAUUGUAUACCAAAUGUGCAGAUUUCUUUUAUAUAAAUUUAUGAUGAUUUUUUAUUGUAUUGGUAUUAACUAUUAAUGGCUAAACACUUUAAUUAUUAUUUCAAUAUUGGUGGCUGUGAAUAACAAAAAGAUCGAAUUAUGGGCGGCAGUAUUAGAACUCUUCUCUUCUUCCCGUGUUUCGACGCGGCUAAAAGAGCACGAACGACGCAACUAAAAGAGCACAAACGACGCAUCAAAGCAUGUAACAGCUUGUAGAGUCAAACAUUUGAUAUAUGCAGAGCCCAAAAUUUCAGCCCAAAGCGGUGCAUAGGAGAACCUCUCUGUGACAAGGAAGCCGAGACCGCCGCCUUCAGUCCACCGGCAACGAUCAUCUCUCCCGGUUACAUUCUUCCCAGCGGCCCUCUGCUCUCGGCGGAGAAGACUCUAGGAUGGAAAAUUUAGGGCCAGCGGCAGAUGAUGAAGUUCACCCAACUAGGAUCCGUGUUCGCCCAAAUAGGAAGCCUCGCAUUGUGAUAGAGGACUACAUGCCUGCGCUGGGAGCCUACCUGCCAAGAGAAACAGAGCCAGUUGAUGUCAACGUGAUACGUGAAAUCAAUGCGAGGUUGACUUCAGUUAUGGAAGACGUGAGAGUGAUGAAGAGGAGGCUGACUCGCAUCGUGAUCUUACAGCUGCUCUGCUUGAUGGUUGCAAUAUCUGGUUUGCUUGUCAAACUCUUCAGUAGGAAGUAGUAAAUAAAAGAGUAAGUAAUAGUCCUCUUGUAUCAUAUGUAUAAUCUCAGUCAAAUGAGGUAUUCCUGUAAACCUGGAAGUGUUCCUGGGGCUAGGAUGUAUUUAAUAUGGCGAAACCCGGGGUGACCUGUUAUGUAAUAUGACUAUCUUCUUCUAACUGUUGCUUUUUGCUGGCUGGCUGGCUGGCUGGCUGCUUGCAAUUAGAUAAAAAAGUGUCUGAACUAUGGUUGUGGCCCUUCUGUAUAGGUGAGCGUUUGACCACGCAGUUGUGCUAUUUGUAAAACAAAUUAGUACACCAACUUGUUCACCUGCUCAAAUUGAAAUCAUUUUUGCUGUCAAAGGCUUGCCUAUGGAAAUAAUAAUCUUGUAGUAUGUGCAAGUUAGUGUACAACUUUGUUAUUUAAAGAACA